Trichoderma virens Gv29-8 is the source of this 2517-nucleotide messenger RNA. RefSeq lists its product as uncharacterized. Gene Ontology annotation, cellular component: Cul3-RING ubiquitin ligase complex. The transcript is spliced from 3 exons. NCBI's taxonomy places the organism in Eukaryota, Fungi, Ascomycota, Sordariomycetes, Hypocreales, Hypocreaceae. Gene Ontology annotation, molecular function: ubiquitin protein ligase binding. The coding region runs from base 1 to 2517 and encodes 838 amino acids. Gene Ontology annotation, biological process: protein ubiquitination; ubiquitin-dependent protein catabolic process. The record is from RefSeq and is a predicted model, not a curated record.
AUGAUUUCAGGGCGAGGGGGAGCGGGGGCUCGAGGGCGCAUCCGCCCACCUCGUCGGAUUGUGCGUCCAAACGGACCUGGCGAGGGAGCCGACUUCGAUGCGUGCUGGAACAUGAUUAAAGAAGCGUUGCGCGAUAUCCACAACAAGAGCUGCGGCCGUCUUUCCUUCGAAGAGCUAUACCGAGCGGCGUAUAAGAUCGUGCUUAAGAAGAAGGGCGAGGUUUUGUACGACAAGGUCAAGGAAUUCGAGGAGCAAUGGUUUGCCCAGCACGUCAUUCCCAAGAUUGAAGUCUUGGUCACCAAAAGCCUUAUCAAUAUUGGUAUCGACAUGUCGUCAUCAGCCUCUGUCAACGAGCGGCGGCAAACGGGCGAAAAGUUCCUCAAGGGGCUUCGAGAUACCUGGGAAGACCACAACAUGUCCAUGAAUAUGACAGCAGAUAUCCUCAUGUAUCUGGAUCGGGGCUACACGCAACAGGAGCCACGUCGAGUCCCCAUCUUUGCUACCACCAUUGCUCUAUUCCGAGACCAUAUAUUACGUUCAUGCCUCAACGCGAAUUCUGAUAGCUUGAUUGUGGACAUUCUUAUUUCCGUCAUGCUAGAUCAGAUUGAUAUGGAGAGACGCGGAGAUGUCAUUGACCGCAACCUCAUCCGUAGCUGCAGCCGGAUGCUGAGCUGCCUGUACGAAACCGAGGACGAAACCGAGAGCAGCAAGCUCUAUCUCACCAUUUUUGAGCCCCGGUUCCUCAGCAACAGCGAAACUUUCUACUCGAGAGAGUGCGAGCGGCUACUACGAGAGUCUGACGCCAGCACCUGGCUACGGCACACCGAGACUAGGCUCCUGGAAGAAGUGGACCGGUGCGGCACCACUAUUGAGCUCGAAACUCUUCCAAAGGUGUCAGAGGUUGUAGACAAGAAACUUAUUCUUGGUCACCUGGAUGACUUCCUUGCUAUGGAGGGUAGCGGCCUAAGGUGGAUGAUUGACAACGACAAGACAGACGACCUCAGCAUCUUGUACCGGCUCAUCUCGAGAGUGGAUGAUAAGAAGACUGCUCUUCGCGAAAUAUUGCAAAAGCGAGUUGUUGAACUCGGCUUGGAGAUUGAAAAUGUGUUGAAAAACACCGACUUUUCGACAGGACAGGGCGAAGGUGAAGAUGGGGGAGAGGGGGACAAGGGUAAGACGCUUAAUUCGGCUGCGCAACAGACAGCAGCGGCCAUCAAGUGGGUUGACGACGUGCUUCGGCUCAAAGACAAGUUUGACUACAUGCUACGGAUAUGCUUCCAAAACGACCUGGUAAUUCAAACUGCACUGACCAAGAGCUUCGCCGACUUCAUCAACCUGUUCAACCGAAGCUCGGAAUACGUCUCUCUCUUCAUUGAUGACAGCCUAAAGAGAGGCAUUAGGGGCAAGACUGAAGCCGAGGUAGAUGCCAUCUUGGAGAAGGCGAUUGUCCUGAUUCGUUAUCUGCUGGACAAGGACAUCUUCCAGACCUACUACCAGCGCCACCUCGCACGACGACUGCUUCAUGGCAAGUCAGAGAGUCACGAUGUAGAGAAGCAGAUUAUAUCACGGAUGAAGCAGGAGAUGGGACAGCAAUUUACAAGCAAGUUUGAAGGAAUGUUUAGAGAUCUUGUCACCUCUUCAGAGUUGACAUCGACGUACCGUGACCAUAUCCGCAAAUUGGAUCCCGAAGGCCACACCAUCGAUCUCAAUGUCAACGUUCUCACCACCAACUACUGGCCAUCAGAGGUCAUGGGACGUUCUGCUCAGCUUGGAGAGGCUCCUAGGAUGGGCUGCACCUACCCACCUGAAGUCAAGCGGCUGCAAGCCAGCUUUGAGCAAUUCUACCUGACUAAUCGCAACGGUCGAAAGCUCACAUGGAUUGGCACAACCGGCAGCGCGGAUAUCAAGUGUGUGUUCCCGGCCAUCGAGGGAAAAUCCGGCCCAUUGGCACGAGAACGGCGUUACGAGAUAAAUGUCCCCACGUAUGGCAUGGUGGUUCUCUUGCUGUUCAACGACCUGAAGGAGGGUGAGAGCCUUAGCUUUGAAGAGAUCCAGGCCAAGACAAACAUGUCAACGGCGGAUCUCACACGGGCGCUCAUGGCAAUUGCCGUGGCACCAAAGUCUCGAGUUCUCGCCAAGGACCCGGCGACAAAGAGCAUUAAGCCUACCGACAGGUUUUCGUUUAAUGCUUCUUUCCAGAGCAAGACGAUCAGAAUCAAGGCCCCCAUCAUCAGCGCCGUCUCCAAGGUUGAGGAUAAGGAGGAGAGGAAGACGACGGAAGAGAAGAACAACCAAACCCGAGCUCACAUUGUCGACGCGGCAAUUGUGAGAAUCAUGAAGGCACGAAAGGAACUCAAUCACUCUCAACUGGUGAGCGAAGUUCUGUCGCAGCUGGUUGGCCGCUUCAAGCCUGAAGUCUCUCUGAUCAAGAGGCGUAUCGAGGAUCUCAUUGUGAGAGAAUACCUAGAGCGGCCGGAUGAAGACGGCGCACCGUCGAUGUAUCGCUACGUGGCGUGA